UUUUUUAACAGGAGCUAAUACAUAUAUAGAGUACUUAUUUUUUCAAUUUAUCAAUUUUGUAGGUGGACAGGAACGGAUAUUUUCAGAAGAUGCAGGAAAAGUUCAGGAAGAAAUCCCAGAAACUGUUCCUUUCCCUUGCAACGUUACAGGCGGUAGAUCUUCUGAGAUACCCGAUUCGGUCCAUCGUUUAAGGCCAGGUGACAUAGACGUUAUCGCCCAGAUGGGAGAUUCAUUGAGUGCCGGUAGCGGAAUUUUUGCGACCAGAUUUAUGCAUCUCUUUAUCGAGAACAGAGGCGUAGUUGCGGCAAUUGGCGGUGAAGGGACCUGGCGAAAGUACCUUACACUUCCCAAUAUUCUCAAAGAGUUCAAUCCUAAUCUAAUCGGCUAUUCGCUUGGGGAUUCUGCAACCACGCAGCCACAAUCGGAAAUGAACGUUGCUGAGGUCGGUGCAAUGUCUAAAGACAUGCCUUUCAUGGCAGAACAACUGGUUAAGAAAAUGAAAAAUGAUCCAAGAAUAAAUAUUCAAAAACAUUGGAAGUUAAUUUCGUUAUUUAUUGGAAGUAACGAUUUCUGUAGCGAAAUGUGUAUAUCUCCUUCCCCAUGGUCUAUCUUAGAGUCACAUAAGAAUGAUUUGAUAACUACUCUCAGAAUAUUGAGGGACAAUUUACCAAGAACGUUCGUUUCCAUUCUCAUACCUCCACACUUAAAAGCAUUUAUUAAUUCACGUAAAGGAAGAUUCUCAUUGGACUGCUAUUUCAUUACAAAUAUCGUAUGUCCAUGCUUAAUCGGUUUGCAAUACAAAGAUCGAAGAGCAGAAUAUUAUAAUGUAAUAAGUAGGUCUGUAUGUGUCUAACGUAAAUAAAAUUAUAUUGUGCCUACACAAUUUUCUAUA
This is a messenger RNA of Ceratina calcarata, 892 nucleotides long. Its product is annotated as phospholipase B1, membrane-associated-like. NCBI's taxonomy places the organism in Eukaryota, Metazoa, Arthropoda, Insecta, Hymenoptera, Apidae. Gene Ontology annotation, biological process: phospholipid metabolic process. The record is from RefSeq and is a predicted model, not a curated record. The coding region runs from base 221 to 853 and encodes 210 amino acids. The transcript has 4 exons. Gene Ontology annotation, molecular function: glycerophospholipase activity.